AUGUAUGAGUUACCUCCUGUGAGAUCGCACAGUCCCCUGCCUGUGUAUGAGUUACCUCCUGUGAGAUCGCACAGUCCCCUGCCUGUGUAUGAGUUACCUCCUGUGAGAUCGCACAGUCCCCUGCCUGUGUAUGAGUUACCUCCUGUGACAUCGCACAGUCCCUUGCCUGUGUACGAGUUACCUCCUGUGACAUCGCACAGUCCCUUGCCUGUGUAUGAGUUACCUCCUGUGACACCGCACAGUCCCCUGCCUGUGUAUGAGUUACCUCCUGUGACAUCGCACAGUCCCCUGCCUGUGUAUGAGUUACCUCCUGUGACAUCGCACAGUCCCCUGCCUGUGUAUGAGUUACCUCCUGUGACAUCGCACAGUCCCCUGCCUGUGUAUGAGUUACCUCCUGUGACAUCGCACAGUCCCUUGCCUGUGUACGAGUUACCUCCUGUGACAUCGCACAGUCCCUUGCCUGUGUAUGAGUUACCUCCUGUGACAUCGCACAGUCCCCUGCCUGUGUAUGAGUUACCUCCUGUGACAUCGCACAGUCCCCUGCCUGUGUAUGAGUUACCUCCUGUGACAUCGCACAGUCCCCUGCCUGUGUAUGAGUUACCUCCUGUGACAUCGCACAGUCCCCUGCCUGUGUAUGAGUUACCUCCUGAGACAUCGCACAGUCCCCUGCCUGUGUAUGAGUUACCUCCUGUGACAUCGCACAGUCCCCUGCCUGUGUAUGAGUUACCUCCUGUGACAUCGCACAGUCCCCUGCCUGUGUAUGAGUUACCUCCUGUGACAUCGCACAGUCCCCUGCCUGUGUAUGAGUUACCUGCUGUGAGAUCGCACAGUCCCCUGCCUGUGUAUGAGUUACCUCCUGUGAGAUUCCACAGUCCCCUGCCUGUGUAUGAGUUACCUCCUGUGACAUCGCACAGUCCCUUGCCUGUGUAUGAGUUACCUCCUGUGACAUCGCACAGUCCCCUGCCUGUGUAUGAGUUACCCCCUGUGACAUCCCUCAGUCCCUACCUCUGUACAACGUACCUCCUAUGA
Hypanus sabinus (Atlantic stingray) is the source of this 1029-nucleotide messenger RNA. RefSeq lists its product as uncharacterized. NCBI's taxonomy places the organism in Eukaryota, Metazoa, Chordata, Chondrichthyes, Myliobatiformes, Dasyatidae. The coding region runs from base 1 to 1029 and encodes 342 amino acids. The transcript has a single exon. The record is from RefSeq and is a predicted model, not a curated record.